Molecule: messenger RNA, 661 nt
Organism: Amphimedon queenslandica
Lineage: Eukaryota; Metazoa; Porifera; Demospongiae; Haplosclerida; Niphatidae
Product: integumentary mucin C.1-like
Exons: 7
Coding region: 61-591 (176 amino acids)
Source: RefSeq, a predicted model, not a curated record
CUCGCAUUUUUAGGAGAGAGAAUAAGAGUCAGUGUGUUGAUUUUUUUCACUAUUGGUAACAUGAACGUUGGACUAAUCUUAUGUGGAACUUUGCUGUUCUGUGCUAAAGUUACUUUGGCUAUUAAUUGUGAUGUCUCUGAAAAGUAUGACUGUGGUUUUGCUGGAAUAAAUGAAACUGGUUGUACAACUAGAGACUGCUGUUGGAAACCAGACUCUAGUUCAAAGGAUCCUUGGUGCUAUCAGACAGAUGUUUCUACUACUGGCACCUGCAGACCUGAUUUGGAAAAAACAGAUUGUGGAUAUCUUGGAAUACAAGAGAAGGAAUGCAUAGAUCGUAAAUGCUGCUGGCUUGAGAAACAAGGAGACAUAUAUUGCUUUAAAAAGUCAUCAGCUCAAAGUGCAUGCAUUGAUGUUAAAGAUAAAAUUGACUGUGGUCAUGUUGGCAUUACUGAAGAUGAAUGCACAAAGAAAGACUGCUGCUAUAAGGAAAAAGAAAAUGAGCCUUGGUGCUUCUACAAGUCUGGUGUUACACCAAGCAAGAGCCCAAGCGCAAGUCCAUCUGCAGCAGAUAUUAUAUAUAAUUAUAACUAGCCAAUUAAUUAAACUUUGCCUUUAUGGCUAACUUUGCUGAGUACUUAAAAAAGUUUACACUAGUAGCAUA